Molecule: messenger RNA, 1675 nt
Organism: Heterocephalus glaber (naked mole-rat)
Lineage: Eukaryota; Metazoa; Chordata; Mammalia; Rodentia; Bathyergidae
Gene: Bet1
Product: Bet1 golgi vesicular membrane trafficking protein
Source: RefSeq, a predicted model, not a curated record
CCAGUAGGCGCCACUGACGUCAUCAGCCGGCGCGCAGUUUAGACUCCACUGAUGUCGUGGCGCUUUGGGGCAAGAAGUGAAGCAGCCCCUCCUGGCAGCUAUGGGAACUAUGGCUAUCCUAAUAGUGGGUACAGUGCCUGUGAAGAAGAAAAUGAGAGACUCACUGAAAGUUUAAGAAGUAAAGUAACUGCUAUCAAAUCUCUUUCCAUUGAAAUAGGCCAUGAAGUUAAAAAUCAAAAUAAAUUAUUAGCUGAAGUGGACUCACAAUUUGAUUCUACAACUGGAUUUCUAGCUUGUUUGGGUUAUUAGAGGGAGAACAGCAGACCUUUCAACUUCUUGGAGCUGGAAGUUUGAAAGGAGAAAUUUCAGGCUGGUGACUAAGCGCAGUUGUGCCCCUCCUGCCUCGCAAGUGCAAGGUCCUGAGUUCGAUCCCCAGUACAAAAUAAGAGUGAUGGUAUUGUGUAUCUAUUUGUAUAUCAUAAAAUAGAUCUUUUUUUAAUAUAUGUUGUUUCAGCUACUUUUUUAUCCUUAUUCCCGUACCAUGCUAUUUUAAUUAUUGGGUCUUCAUGGGGUUUCAAUAGCCAAUAGAUAUUCUUGUCUGUUUCUUUUGACUGAUGAACAUACCUUGAUAAUAUUUUAAUAAAUCAUACUGACUUCUUUAGAAACACAUUCAUCUUCUAUAAUAUGCUCUAGAAAAAAUACAGGUUUCUUAGAUGCUUCUCUUAUUGGAAUGUUCGAUUUUUACACCUGGCAAAUUUCUCAUUUUCUUUCUAUACAUAUGCAUAGUUAAUAGUAAACCAUUGGUAGCAGUAAACCAGUGGGGUACAGGGAGGAGCCCUGAUCGGUAGUAACCUUAUUUGUGUGGUAUAAUUCCUCUUAGCACACUUGAUUUUGAGUGCCAGCAUGAACAGCAGAUUGUGAAAGUCCAUACACGAUUGGCUCCCAUGACCUGGUACAAACUUCUUCCAGCAUACACUUGUUUUUUUAAUGAGAAGCUAUCAUCCAACUGUAAUAGGACACAUUCAAGAGAUAUGAAGUUAAACUGAUAAAUUGACUUGUAAAUAAUGUUUUACAAAGAAAAUGGAUACCUAAAAGAUCAUUUGUACAUCAUACAUAUGCCAAUAUUUUCUCAAUUUACAUGGAAUUGGAGUACCUGGUAAUUCUCAUCUUAUCUCUUCUUUCAAAGGAACUUGUAUUUUUCAGGUACUUGCUACAUUUAUUGACUUCCAUCUCUAUGUAGUUCAAAUACUAGAUAAUAAUAUAGGAAAAAGAUAGGGGGUUAUUUGUGUUUAGGUUUUCUUCAUGUUAUUUCCUCCAGGUAAAUGGUCAAACAGAUGUGCAGGAUCAUUCUGUGGAUUUUAUUAGCUUUGUCUUUUUGUGUAUAUCUUGGCUUUUAUACUUUGUCUUAGCUGAGGAGUUCAACUCUGUGAAAACCCUGUUUCUCACAAGCCUUUAAGGACUACCACAGAAAUUCAGAUAUGCCAAGUCCAAGUCUUAAUCUUUCUUUAAUCUUCAAAACUAACAGGUUAGAAAUAUGCAUAAAAUGUUUUGAUAAAACGAAUUGCAUGUAUAUUAAAUGUGACUGUAAAAUAUGCUUAAUGAUUUAUAACAAGCAGCUAAAGGAUAAUGUAAAAUAUAGCCACGUUGUCAGUAAUAAAUGUACGUAUUCUGCAAA